AUCGACAAAUUAAUUUGCGUCCUACGGCUGGCCAUGAUAAAUACUCAGAAAAAUAUAAGGGAAUUUCGAUCUGCUUUAGCAUCUUGACAAAAUCAUUUUCCGGUCGUUACGUUAAUUUUGGUGUCUUUGAAUUGUAUGGUGAUAAAGCUCUUGAGGUGGCCUUAAACGCAUCAUUCGAGAUGAUGCUUAAUGUAGAAUUGGAGGAUAUUUUAGUACGUUGGAUUAGGUUAAUUUUUCGACGUUCUCCACAAAGCACAUUUG
Molecule: messenger RNA, 261 nt
Organism: Acaulospora morrowiae
Lineage: Eukaryota; Fungi; Glomeromycota; Glomeromycetes; Diversisporales; Acaulosporaceae
Source: the annotation of a GenBank genome assembly